AGCAAAUGGGCCUUGUAUUUGCAGUUGUGGAGCAGAAAACAAGUAACGAUUUUGGGCCGGAUUCACCUAUCCAAAUACCCCUCAUUGCAACUCGUCGUCGCCGGUAAUGGCUGCCUCCGAGCCGGACGGACGGUUAGCUGCCUUCCUAAAAUCGGGCACCUACAGGUUUGAUGAGUCCACCAUAUACUUCAUCGAUCCGGUUCGGGUCCUGAACCGGUCCUACACCCGGAUUAGGGUUUCUCCGUCGGCUUACUACUCCCGCUUCUUCGCCUCUUCUAAUUCUUCAAUCGAUAAUCCCGAUGCUUCGCCCAAUAAUCCCAGGAAGCGCAAAUGCCGCGGAAAGGAGAAGAAGAAAUAUCGGGCGCUCAACUCGCGGGAGCAAUUGGCCGAUCGUCGGCAUCAGGAGGUGAGAGCGGGUUUAUUGAAGGCGCAUGAAGCAUUGCUUGGUGCUAGCGAGCUGCUAGGAGUUUUGAGGAAUUUGAGGAGUGAUGGACAGGGAAAUUGCGGGGAAUUGACUUUUGCGGAGCGUGAGCUAGAUUUUGUGGAAUUAGGGAGCGUUUGGCAAGCUCCAUUUUACGAGAUUGUUCUUAAGAUUGGAGAUGAUGGCAGUGCAGUUGAAAAUGCAGGUUUUGGGUCCUCGAAUCAAAUAGAGGUUCCAGUGUUUGACAACUUAAUCGCCAAUGAGUGGAGUACUGACAUAGAGGCUGAAUUACUGGAACACAAAUACAUAUUGCCGAAAAAAAGUUGUGUCUAUAUGUCUGAUCUGAGGCAGAUUCACAAGUUGAUUCCUGCUGAAUCUGAUCGUGGCUUCAAUCUAAUAGUGAUUGAUCCUCCAUGGGAGAACAGCAGUGCUCAUCAGAAACAAAAGUACCGGACUUUACCUAAUAACUACUUUUUAUCUCUUCCUGUAAAGCAACUUACCCAUAGUCGUGGAGCUUUGGUAGCCUUAUGGGUAACCAAUCGGGAGAAACUGCGAACCUUUGUGGAGAAUGAACUGUUUCCCAAAUGGGGCGUCAAGUAUGCUGCUACGUUUUACUGGUUGAAGGUGAAGGCGAACGGCUUCUUGAUUAGUGAACUGGAUCUCUUCCAUCACAGGCCAUACGAGUGUCUUCUCCUAGGUCUCAGUGAUGGAAAGGGAAUGGAUUCUGAAGAGCUGCAGAGACUGAUACGGAUUUCGGACAAUCAAGUAUUCAUCAGUGUUCCAGGAGAUUAUUCAAGGAAACCCCCAAUUGGAGAGUUGCUACUGGACUACGUCCCCGGACCCAAACCUGCGCGUUGCAUCGAACUGUUUGCUAGAGAGAUGAUCGAAGGGUGGACUUCAUGGGGUAAUGAUCCUCUACAUUUUCAAGAUUCGAGUAUUUAUAAUUAUGGAAGGAUUAUUAUUGUAUCUGCAGCUUGACUGUACUGCUAUUAUAGUCAAAUUCGUACCGCACUAACAAAUUUUAGAGUCAGAGGAGGAGUUUAAAAAAAUUCGACUAUUGACUUAAUUGUCAUGCAUGUUGCAAUAUCCAUAAUUAUGGCCGCCAUAACGGGUUAAUUAGUAAUUGUAUUUGUUAUAAUUAUAUAUUUAAUUAUUUUUAGUUAUUGAUUUG
Messenger RNA from Salvia miltiorrhiza (redroot sage), 1592 nucleotides. Its product is annotated as methyltransferase-like protein 2. Lineage: Eukaryota; Viridiplantae; Streptophyta; Magnoliopsida; Lamiales; Lamiaceae. The transcript has 10 exons. Gene Ontology annotation, cellular component: RNA N6-methyladenosine methyltransferase complex; nucleus. The record is from RefSeq and is a predicted model, not a curated record. The coding region runs from base 107 to 1399 and encodes 430 amino acids. Gene Ontology annotation, molecular function: methyltransferase activity; nucleic acid binding.